AUGGCAUCCCUAGACAAAGAAGCCAAUAGGGAUAAUCAUGAAGUGACAGACCUCAAGAGGACUGAGCUCCUCGAGAUCGACGCCACCCGCGACCUCACCGUCGAAGAGCACAACCUCGGCUUCCGUGAAGCCGCUCGCCAAUAUCCAUGGGCCGUCUUCUGGGCUCUCUUCUUCGGCAUCGCCGUUAUCAUGGCGGGUUUUGACGCCCAAAUCAUCACUUCCUUCUACGCCCUACCUGCAUUCCAAACAAAGUAUGGCGAGAAGGUCCAUGGUGGCGAUGGCUACGAAGUUCCUGCGCCGUGGCAGACAGCUCUGGGAAUGGGUAAUCCGAUCGGUCAGAUUCUUGGAGCACUUGCCAGUGGCUACCCCCUCGAGAUGUUUGGUCGAAAGAAAACCUUGGCUUUCUGCUGCGUCUGGUCCAUUGCCCUGGUGUUUGUCCAGUUCUUCUCUACAAGCAUCGGCAUGCUCUGCGCUGGCGAAAUUCUCGGUGGCUUGGCUUAUGGAUUUUACGUCGUUAUCGCGCCUACUUACGCUUCAGAGGUGUGUCCUCUUGCUUUGAGAGGUUUCCUCACAACUUCCAUCAACAUGGCGUUCGUCAUCGGCCAAUUUAUCGCCCAAGGCUGCGCGGCUGGUGUAGAAACCCGUAUGGACGAGUGGGCGUACAAGAUCCCUUUUGCAAUCCAAUGGGUCUGGCCCGCAAUUCUUCUCGCUGGUCUUCCCUUCGCCCCUGAAAGUCCGUACUGGCUGGUUCGCAAGGGCCGACGUGAGGCAGCUCGUUCCGCGCUCUUGGGUCUGUCCUCAAGCACCAACAGACCGGAUAUCGACAAGGCUCUUACGGGAAUUGAGCAGACAGAUCUUCUCGAGCAGGAAAUUGAGUCGUCGACAUCGUGGAUGGAGUGCUUCAAGAGAGCGAAUUUGGUCCGCACUGAGAUCUCAGUUAUGGUGUAUCUUAUUCAGGUCAUUGGUGGAAAUCCGCUUAUUGGAUAUGCGACAUACUUCUUCCAAAAGGCCGGACUGGAUCCUUCGGAUGCUUUCAACAUGGGUGUUGGUAACACCGCUUUGGGUUUCACUGGUACGGUUCUCUCAUGGUUCCUACUGAACUGGUUCAAACUUGGUAGACGCACGAUCUACAAUGCGGGUAUGACAGUCAUGACGAUCCUCCUCUUCAUCAUCGGAUUCAUCAGCAUCUCCAGCACCACCAGCGCUGCUAUCUGGGCUACUGCUACGCUGAUGGAUAUCUGGACAUUUGUGUACCAAAUGACAGUCGGACCUAUCUGUUUUGUCAUCAUCUCCGAGAUCUCAGCCACACGUCUUCGAGAAAAGACAAUUGCCGUAGCUACAGCAGUGCAGGCUGCCGCUUCAGUCGUGUUUACAAUCGUCAUGCCUCUGAUGCUCAAUACUGAUGAGGCUAACUGGGGUAGCAAGACGGCUUUCCUCUUUGGUGGAAUUAGUCUUGUGUGUCUUGUCUGGUGUUACUUUCGGCUUCCUGAGAGUCAGGGCCGUACUUUCGAGGAGCUGGAUAUUCUUUUCCAGAGGCGUGUUCCUGCAAGACAGUUUAAGCAUUUCGAUCUACUUAACGGGGUGGAUAACACUAUGCUUGCUCUGUCUUCAACAUCAAAAACUGCGGAACAUAAGGAUAUUGUCGAAUCAACAGCAGCAAUAAUAUUUCUUGGGACGCCUCAUCGAGGAAGCCCCGAACUCUCGGCAAUAGGGGAGUGGGCGCGGUCUAUACUCAGUACUCUACAGUUCCAGACUGCCAAGGCAAUGCUAGACACUCUGGGUCUCAAGACAACUGAUCUACAACGCGCCCACGAGGCGUUCUGUAGAAUUUGGCAGGAUUAUGACUUUCAGGUCAAGACCUUUCAGGAAAGCCUUGGGCUUACCGGGAUCGAUUUGGGUGUAUUGGGAAACAAAGUCGUCCCUCAUGAGUCUUCUCUAAUUGGAGAUCCAAGAGAGGAGGCAGAGACUUUACAGGCCAAUCACCUACAGAUGUCUCGCUUUAGCGGUGCUCAAGAUCCCAAUUACAUCAAAGUUUCAGGUGAGCUUCGAAGAUUCUACAGCGCAAUCGAAAAUGCCCCAGUCAACGGCAGCGCAGGGAGAACAAAAUUAAGCAGCGGGGUAUCCAACAUCGGAAGCACUCCGUAUAUUCCAAUGGAUAAGAAAGACUUGGACGUCUUCCUUGGAAUGCUGCAGUUCGAUGGGGUAAACACUCGACGAGAGUCUAUCUUGCCUCCCUCAGCGAAUACUACAGAAUGGCUGUUCCAAAAUCCGACGUAUAACAGAUGGUGUAUGAGUUCCAAGGCAGCCGAUCGCCUCUUGUUCGUUAAAGGAAAACCAGGGGCCGGCAAGUCCACAUUAAUGAAGAAUGCAGCACGACAUACACAGGCUAAGACCGCUUCUGACAAUCGUGGUAUCUGCGCUAGCUUCUUCGUUGAUGCUGGAGGACUUUCAUUGCAACAUUCGCCAAAAGGAAUAUACCAGUCUUUGCUAUGUCAACUAUUGCCGCUCGAAAAGAUAUGGACAGCUUCCCCUGACUCUCCAGCCCUGAGAUCGUUGAGUGACACCAUUCGGACAGCUCCCGUGCAUCCAUCAGCUAUCUCCACUGAGAAUCAGUUGCAAAUUAUCCUCAUGGACACGAUUCAAGUCCUUUCAUCUACUGGCACGCCUGUCUGGAUUUUUGUGGAUGCGGUCGAUGAGCUAGGUCCGAUGCAGCGUCAGCAAGUUGAGUUUUGGAGAGUGAUAGUCCUGUCUGAUAAGUUCAAGACCCUGAGGGUAUGCCUCUCUUGUAGGCACUUUCCCAACAUCUCUGUGAACGGUUGGCUGGAGUUGGUCUUGGACACUUGCAACAGUCUCGAUAUUCUCAUCUACACCCGAGACCGGCUUGAAGGUCAUAUCUCACAAUCCGAAGCUCAUUGGAGAAAAUGGCUCGAAAGGAAGAUAACUUCCAUGUCAUCGGGAGUCUUUCUAUGGGUGGUAUUAGUACUGGAUGACAUUCUCGCCAAGUAUCAUCAGGGCACCAGUCUACGAAUCCUGUAUCGCCACAUCGAAUUGAUGCCGACAGAACUUGAGGCACUCUACACCAGAAUACUAGGAGAGCUCGCUCCAAGCGAAGGUCAGUUAGCAGAGAGAGUAUUUCAAUGGGUUUUCGGAGCAACUCGGCCUUUAAAGCUCAAUGAGUGGCAUCACAUACUAGCUUUUAUGAGACCGUCAAGACCGCUGUCCCUUCGACAAUGGCGGGAUUCAGAUGAUUUCACAGACAGUGAUGAGCAGCUGGAAAGGGAAAUCAAGACCUUGUCAAAAGGUUUGCUCGAAGUCAGUAACAACAAGCUAUCUGAGGUCUCCAACAGAAAUCUUGCAGAGGACUCUUCUGUCAAUGUAGGUGCCGGAUCCCUAGAUCAGGGACAAGGGUCGUCUCGUGUUGUGAGGGCUAUUCACCAAUCAGUAUACGACUUUUUCAUACAUAACCAAGGCUUUGCGCUAUUUGGCUUGGAUAGUGCCAACCCUCUUACAGAUUGUCAUUGUACAAUCGCAAACACAUGCCUGAACUACAUCCUUAUUCCAGAGCUAGAUGAAUACGUUAUUGCUCGACAACGUAUUAAGACGGCUAGUGUGGCGACAUCCUCGAUACAUUCAUUCACACCCCAACAGCUCCAAAAAAAUGGUACUUUAAAGUUAAACCACGAGACUGAAGAUGCGAUUGAAGUCCUCGAAGGAACUUUGCCACUGGAUUCAGUUACAAUUGUUGAAAGCUGGUUGGCUAGGGGAGAUAUGCCGUCUUACAGAGAAGUUGCACCUUAUCCUACCAGUUAUUGCGCAUCUCAUGAUUCGGUGGAUAUUGCUUCACAGGCCCUCGAAGACGACCCUGCUCUACUUUUAUACUCCAUCACCGAAUUACCUUACCAUAUCGACUUGGCCUAUUCCAAUAGCCCAAACCUAGAUAGCGCUCAGCUUCAAUGGAGGCUCAAUGACGAAGUCUUGGGACAGCGCCUUGUAGCACUUCAACAGGACAACAAGGGUCGCUCGGAACGCGGCGCCACUGGUUCCAAGAACAUAUACGCCGGACCAGUUGGAGAGCCAGCUGAUAGAGGGUCGGAUAUUGAGCCGGUUAAGGGGCGGGACAGAGGAACUUCUAGAGCGACGGCAAGGUCCCAGAAGACCAAGGAGUAUCGCGAGUUUUGGCUCUGCGAGCAGCUAUAG
Molecule: messenger RNA, 4197 nt
Organism: Fusarium pseudograminearum CS3096
Lineage: Eukaryota; Fungi; Ascomycota; Sordariomycetes; Hypocreales; Nectriaceae
Exons: 6
Coding region: 1-4197 (1398 amino acids)
Biological process (GO): carbohydrate transport; transmembrane transport
Cellular component (GO): membrane
Molecular function (GO): carbohydrate:proton symporter activity
Source: RefSeq, a predicted model, not a curated record